AUGAAGCUCGAAGAAGUGAAGGACAUUCAGAAAAUUGAAAGGAUUGGUGCACACUCGCACAUCAGGGGUCUAGGGUUAAAUGAUUGUCUUGAUGCUCGCUACUGCUCAGAAGGUAUGAUAGGACAAAUGAGUGCACGUAAAGCUGCGGGUAUUGUUUUACGAAUGAUUAAGGAAGGAAGAAUUAGUGGCAGGGCAAUUCUUUUAGCUGGUCAACCAGGUACAGGUAAAACGGCUAUUGCUAUGGGUAUUGCAAAGGCACUAGGAGAAGAUACGCCAUUCACGCACAUUUCAGGAUCAGAAGUUUAUUCUCUAGAAAUGAGCAAAACAGAAGCACUAACGCAAGCCUUUAGAAGGUCUAUUGGUGUAAGCGUUAAAGAAGAAUCUGAAGUUAUCGAAGGAGAAGUUGUUGAAAUUGAAAUAGAAAAAUUUAAUGAAAAAGAUAUUAGUAAUACCAACAAAAAAGUAGGGAAAAUGAUUCUUAAAACAACAGAAAUGGAAACAUUAUACGAUUUGGGUAAUAAAAUGAUUGAAGCUUUACAGAAAGAAAAUAUCACGGCAGGGGACGUAAUUUGUAUUGAUAAAAGUACAGGGAAAAUUACAAAAAUUGGAAAAUCAUUUGCGCGAUCUAAAGAUUACGAUGCUAUGGACCCUAAUACAAAUUUUGUCCAAUGCCCAGAAGGAGAAUUACAAAAAAGAAAGGAAGUAGUUCACACAGUGACUCUGCAUGACAUUGAUGCUAUAAAUAGUAGAACACAAGGUUUUUUAGCAUUAUUUUCAGGAGAUACUGGAGAAAUUAAAAAUGAAGUUAGAGAACAUAUAGAUAUGAAAAUAAAUGAAUGGCAAGAAGAUGAAAAGGCAGAAAUUGUGCCGGGUGUUCUAUUUAUUGAUGAGGUACAUAUGUUAGACAUUGAAUGCUUUUCUUAUUUAAAUAGGGCCUUAGAAAGUGAACAAUCACCCAUUGUUAUUAUGGCAACCAAUAGAGGUAUUACACACAUACGAGGAACUGACUAUAAGGCACCUCAUGGAAUUCCUUUGGAUCUGUUAGAUAGGACUCUUAUUAUACCUACCUACCCUUAUAAACAUCAAGAUAUAAUGAAAAUUUUAGAACAAAGAGCAGAAGAGGAAGAUGUUGAAAUUGACGAGUAUGCUAAGGAGUUAUUAUGCAAAAUUGCAUCCGAAUCAUCCCUCAGAUAUGCUUUGCAUCUGAUUACUUUAGCAAAUUUAGUUUCCAAAAAAAGAAAAGCCACUGAAGUUACUGUUCAAGAUGUUAGAAGAGUAUACAACUUAUUUAUUGAUGUUAAAAGGAGCACGCAGUACUUAAUUGAAUACCAAAAUGAAUUUAUGUUUUCAGAAUUACCAAAAGAUGAUGAAGGUACAAAUGCGGAAGAGUCCUAUGAUGAAAAGAGAGAAAUUCAAGAAAAAAAGUUAGCAAACGAAGUUGCAGAUUGUUAA
Plasmodium gonderi is the source of this 1452-nucleotide messenger RNA. Its product is annotated as RuvB-like helicase 3. Gene Ontology annotation, molecular function: ATP binding; DNA helicase activity; ATP hydrolysis activity. Bases 1 to 1452 code for a protein of 483 amino acids. NCBI's taxonomy places the organism in Eukaryota, Apicomplexa, Aconoidasida, Haemosporida, Plasmodiidae. The record is from RefSeq and is a predicted model, not a curated record. The transcript has a single exon. Gene Ontology annotation, cellular component: Ino80 complex; NuA4 histone acetyltransferase complex; R2TP complex. Gene Ontology annotation, biological process: chromatin remodeling; regulation of transcription by RNA polymerase II; box C/D snoRNP assembly.